Molecule: messenger RNA, 847 nt
Organism: Etheostoma cragini (Arkansas darter)
Lineage: Eukaryota; Metazoa; Chordata; Actinopteri; Perciformes; Percidae
Product: radial spoke head 1 homolog
Exons: 8
Coding region: 75-806 (243 amino acids)
Biological process (GO): spermatid development; axoneme assembly
Cellular component (GO): motile cilium; nucleus
Source: RefSeq, a predicted model, not a curated record
UGUCACGGUAACCGUAAACUACCGGAGCGCGCACGGUUUGCAGUAGCCUGUAGAAGUAGACACGAGAGAGAAAGAUGUCGGACGUCGGCUCGGAUGACUUUGAUGAUGAGCGCAGUAAAGUCGUGGGAUAUGAAGGAGACAGAAAUGAAGCGGGAGAGAGACACGGAGUGGGGAAGGCUGUCCUGCCCAACGGGGACGUUUAUCAGGGACAGUACGAGCACGGUGCGAGGCACGGACAGGGGACAUAUCGCUUCAAGAAUGGGGCGAGAUACGUGGGAGACUAUCACAAGAACAUGAAACAUGGACAGGGCACCUUCUACUAUCCAGAUGGCUCUAAAUAUGAAGGGUCAUGGGUGGAGGACCAGAGACAGGGCCACGGGGUCUACACCUACCCCAACGGAGACACGUACGCUGGAGAGUGGAUGCAUCACGUCAGCCACGGCCAGGGCGUUUACCACCACCAGCAGACGGGCGCCCAGUACCGGGGCACCUGGGUGAAUGGCAAGAUGGAGGCAGCUGGAGAGUACAUCUACUCCAACUGCAGAUACAAGGGCAACUUUGUCAACAAUAAGCCGUGCGGCCCGGGGAAGUACGUGUUCGACAUCGGCUGUGAGCAGCAUGGGGAAUACCGGCAGGUGGAGCAGGCAGAGCAGGAGCGAGUUGAGGAAAAGGGGGGCGAGUUGGCCUCCACCACUGUCCUUAAGUGGAUUCCCAAGUGUGUCACCGGCCCGAUGCUGUCGACUCCAAGCAAAGACACUUCAGGUGAGGAAAAGGAAGCGGCUGUAGCAGAGAACUCAGCCAUGUGAUCAAGCCACAAUCCUGCGUCUCUCAACCUGUUCAUGAAUCA